Molecule: messenger RNA, 2468 nt
Organism: Lampris incognitus (smalleye Pacific opah)
Lineage: Eukaryota; Metazoa; Chordata; Actinopteri; Lampriformes; Lampridae
Gene: fbxl18
Product: F-box and leucine-rich repeat protein 18
Exons: 7
Coding region: 76-2274 (732 amino acids)
Biological process (GO): SCF-dependent proteasomal ubiquitin-dependent protein catabolic process
Molecular function (GO): protein binding
Source: RefSeq, a predicted model, not a curated record
AUCUGUCAGUCUGUUGUAAUUUACCAGUCAUCUAAGGAAGCUAUUCUUAAUAAGACAUUCUGGAUAUCGAUAAGCAUGAGUUCAGCCAUGACUGGAAUAUCGGAAGACGUGGACCACUCACAUGUACAGGCUCUUUGUGAGGAGGAUGUGAUGGCCGUUAACUCUGUGGGAAUAUCGGCUCUUUCUGAUGAGAUCCUCCUCUGCAUCCUCUGUCAUGUGCCUGUGUGUGACUUGCUGCUGAAUGUGGCACAAGUCUGCCACAAGUUACACACACUUUGUCAUGACAAGACGCUUCUUGCACAUGUUUGUUUGUCUGAGGAAUACACGGCCAGUGACCUAUCUGUGAGGCAGCUAUUGAAGCAGCUGGCCAAUCACGUGCAGUCCCUCAGUCUGAGGGGCUGCUAUUGGCUGUCUGGCUCCACCAUGGAGCAUCUUGUUCGCUGCCGGGCAGUGACACACCUUGAUGUCACUGGCUGUCGGUUCACGUCGCUCCGUCUCUCCCGCCUCCUCGCCUCACUCUCUCUCCUCAAGUCUCUUGCUUUUGAUGUGGCGCCAGGCUUCAACGCAGCCCAGCUAAGUUCAGAGGCAGUUGAUGUGCUGAGCAAUCUCUCCGAGCUAAGACAGACACUUCUCACACCAAGUUACGGCGUGGUACCUUGCUGUGCCCAGUUACGAAGGUUGACACUGCAGUUUGAUAUCCCAGAUGUGACCAGAGAGGGUGCUAGUGUGUGCUGCCAGUUAAUGGUGGGCCAGAGCAGUGUACCACAUUACCAACAGUUAGAGGAGUUCAUUGCAAGACUGGCCCCAGGAGAGGUAAACCAGACCUUGCUCCUCCUCUACCUAGCAGUGUUCAGUGUCCAUGUUCCAGAGCGUCUUCGAGUCUUCCUCAUAUCAAUUCCUGGUCCAAACCCUGCACACUGGUCCACUGCUACCUCAUUGGCCCACAGCUUGGGUCACCAUGGCGAUCUGGAGGCCUUGCAGCUUCCUCGCUCUUGGUUGGAUUCACUGUCAAUCGGGCGAACGCUACAGGGUAGCAGCCCGAGGCACCUCAGCUUCAGUCGUUGCCCAGCAUUAUGGCCACAGGUCUUCCGGUCAUUGCUAGAGGGUGGAGUUAAAGAUACUACACAACUGAUCAGCCUCAACCUCAGUGGGAUGAGCCAUGCCCCUUACUCAGAGUGUGGUGGGAUGCGCGGGGGUGAAGAUCAGCUGGUUCCCACAACGAUGAAUCGACUAGUUGUUGGUUGUCCCAAUCUCAAACACCUCAAUCUUAUGCACACACACUUUCACCAUGAAAACAUGCCUGGGCUUGGUGGAGAAAUGCAUCUUUGCGCUAGCCUGUCCAAACUAGGACACCUACGCUCCCUCGCGCUGGCUGCUUGCGCCCUGUCGGAUGGCUCAAAUUCACACAACCUCUCCUCACAAACUGGCCCUCCUUCCCUGUUGCUCGGGUUGAAAAGGGCUCCCCGUGUGGGGCUCCAGAAUUACAAGCCAGAUUCAGAGCUCUCUUUGUCCAGGGACAGCACCCUAGGGCUGACACAGCUAUUAGCUGGCUGCCCUUUUUUGGAGAUCUUGGAAGUAACCGGCCCUGGUUUUAUUUCUGCCCUACCACGGCUUGAGGCUUGUACAAGGGCCUGUGUGGAGCCUCGUGGCAUGUGUGCAUGGGCUCGAGGAGUCGGUGAUACACAUAUAGCUGCUCUCAAGGCUUUGCCACAUUUAAGCCGUCUGACGCUGGCCGGGCUGCCAGGGGUCCUUAAGGGGUCAGGGCUGGUACAGGUGGCUAAACGAUGCCAAGACCUUCGGACUCUAUCCCUUGCCAAUUUGGGAUCCUUAAAAAACAUGAACUACAACACUGCCCUGUUGGAGACACUCAGACACUGCACACAGCUACAGGAACUCAGGUUGGAGCAGCCCUACCUGAGUGCCAAUGCAUCAUUCUUUGAGGCUUUGUCACAUUGUACUCGCCUGCAACGGCUCUGCCUUAUCUCGCGAAGCGGAACCUUUGACCCUGGUGCUGCAGAAACCUUCAUGGGGCGUUGUUGCAGUGUCAUGAUGUGUCACUUGUUCAUGGGCGGUACCUUGGUGGCUUGUCGCACACUACAGAAAGCAAUACUUGACAGGUUUUCAGCUGAGCGCCCAGCCCUGAGUGUGGUCAUCUAUCCAUUACAGCAUGAAGAUUUGCCUUUAGUCAUUAGAGAUAUUCCCCUAAACCUCCUGGAUGAGACGACCUUGUUCCAGAGCCAUGUGGCCCAAGCCCCACCUUUAUCACCACGGUGACAAUCUUGACAUGUUGCUGUGGGGUCGACAUAACAAUAGAUAAAAUGUUUACACCAUUUGUGGCAGCUGUGAUUUUGAAAUGCCAUCAGAGCACUGUGUGCCAAAACCUCUGAGCCUGAUUGUGUUCAUCUGCAGCUACUGUGUUGACUUUUUUCCAUCCAAGGAAAGGAUAGUAAAUUCAUAGCUGAUGUCAA